AUGAAGAUCUGCUGCUGCCGCUGCUGCUGUUGCUGCUGCUGCUGCUGCUCCAGCAAAGGCAGCAGCAGCAGCAGCAACUGCAGCGGUAGCAGCAAAAGCAGCAGCAGCAGCGAUGCUAGUAGAAACCACGCCAUACAAACAAGCAAACAACACAGACCACCGCACCACAAGCAGCAGCAGCAGCAACAACUGCAACAGCAACAGCAGCAGCAACACAAGCAGCAAACACCACCAAAGCACAAAACGCAACAGCAGCAGCACCAAAACCAGCAGCAACAACAGCAACUGCAACAGCACCAGCAGCAGCAGCAGCAACAGCAGCAGCAGCAGCAGCAACAGCAACAGCAACAGCAGCAGCAGCAGCAGCAGCAGCACCUUGCCGACGAGUCUGCCUAUGGCUAG
Molecule: messenger RNA, 402 nt
Organism: Eimeria mitis
Lineage: Eukaryota; Apicomplexa; Conoidasida; Eucoccidiorida; Eimeriidae
Exons: 1
Coding region: 1-402 (133 amino acids)
Source: RefSeq, a predicted model, not a curated record